Messenger RNA from Sesamum indicum (sesame), 994 nucleotides. RefSeq names its product protein REVERSION-TO-ETHYLENE SENSITIVITY1. Lineage: Eukaryota; Viridiplantae; Streptophyta; Magnoliopsida; Lamiales; Pedaliaceae. Gene Ontology annotation, biological process: regulation of ethylene-activated signaling pathway; response to ethylene. The record is from RefSeq and is a predicted model, not a curated record. Gene Ontology annotation, cellular component: endoplasmic reticulum; Golgi apparatus.
UUAAGAUGAAGUAAUCAAUUCUUUUUUCACAGUAAAAAUACAGCAAAAACUGAGCCAUUUUUUCUUGCUCUUCCAGUGGAGGGUUUGACUGAAAUCAAACAGCAUUUUGGUAUAGUGCAUUUCUCAUUUCUGCAAUAUGGCUUCUGAAGAUUCUGAAAGAUUGUGCAGAAGUUAUGAUGGAAUUAUUCAGCAUGAACUGUGGCCACUAGAUGAAGUAGACCCGCAGAAAGCUAAAUUUCCAUGCUGUGUGGUAUGGACCCCUUUGCCUGUAGUCUCAUGGUUGGCACCUUUCAUCGGACAUGUUGGUGUAUGCAGGGAGGAUGGUACCAUUAUAGAUUUCUCGGGCUCCAACCUCAUUCAGGUGGAUGACUUUGCUUUUGGUCCAGUUGGGAGAUACCUUCAGUUGGACAGAAAGCAGGGCUGUUUUCCUCCAACCCUUGCCGGACAUACAUGCAAGCACCACUCUAUGCAUGCCGAGUAUGGGACUGCAAUUACUUGGGAUGAUGCAAUACAGUCAAGUUUGCGCCACUAUGAGCACAAAUCUUACAACCUCUUCACAUGCAACUGCCACUCGUUUGUCGCUAAUUGCCUUAACCGAAUGUGCUAUGGGGGAUCGAUGAAUUGGAAUGUGAUCAACAUCGCAGCACUUAUUUUAUGCAAGGGGAAGUGGGUUGAUGGUUUUUCUGUGUUGAGAUCAUUCAUGCCUUUUGUGGUGGUUGUCUGCUUUGGUAUUUUCAUGGUUGGAUGGCCGUUUUUAGUUGGAUUAUUCUCGUUUUCAUUCCUCCUCAUUGGAUGGUUUUUAUUGGGUGCUUACUGCUUUAGAAAUGUGUUAGAUUGCUAGAUUUUUAAUGUUUCUGCAUACUGAGGAACGAUGCAACUAUUUCCUUGUAGGCUGGACUUUUAAUAAGAUCUGUAAGCACAUCAAGAUCUUGUGCAGUACAAUGAUUCUAUCAGGAUCACCUAAUAUAAUAUAUGUUUUUGUACUUAUAUAUUA